UCGACCCAACGUAGAAAACCAAAUCCGACGAUCAAAAGCAAUCUAAUCUGUGCGACAACCUAUCCGCACAAAAACCUCCCUGCGACCAAGCCCCAGUCCUCACUAGCCAAAACCAAAACAAUCUCAACCAAAUCCCUCACCCUAACCCUAAUAAGAAACCAAAUCCCAAAGAACCCAAACCCCAACCCCGCACCACAACCAUGCCUUCCGCCGGAGAGGACGAUACCGCCGCAGGCGACGACGAAGUCACCGAUAGCGAGGAAAUGAUCGGCAUCAGCGACCACAUCCAUCGGCAAAUCGCCAAUACAAGCGGAGGAGAGGAAUCCCGGCGGAUGUUUCAGAAGCUGUGGACUCACGCAGACGAGAUGAAGGUUUUGCAGGGGUUCUUGGAGUUUACGUCGAAGAGGGGAACGACGCACGCUAACUACCAGCACGACACGGGGCCCUUCUUCAACGAGAUUCGGCCUCGGCUACAGUUCGAUUUCAAUAAGAACCAGAUCGCGGAGAAGCUACGCCGUCUCAAAAAGAAGUACCGCAACGCUGCCGCCAAGAUCGGAUCGGGCCGGGGGUUCGUUUUCAAGAGCCCUCACGAUCGAGCUACCUACGAGAUUUCACGUAAGAUCUGGAGCACUAAGAUCUGGAGCACCACCACGUUUUACCGCAAACCGAAGAACCGGUCAAACCAGGAAGAUCGGAGCGGCGGCGUUGGUGGAUCGGAGGUAACAAAUUUUCCGGCGGCUUUGGACUGUUUCGCGUCAGCUUCUCCGCCUUCGUUGGCUGAGGAGAUAGGACCUGUGCCGCCGCCUAGUAAAACUGAGGAUGUAGCGGCGGCGGCGGCGGGGCAAAGUGUGGAGGAGGAGGCAGUGAGGAUCUGCCUUGCGCCAGUGUUCAAGGAGCUGGUGCAGUUCGCCGUGGCUGGAGCUACUACGGCACCUCCGAUUGCGUUGGCGGUGGAGGGGGAUGAGAGGUGGCGGCAACAGCGGAUUAUGGAGCUUGAGCUUUAUUUGAAGAGGAUGGAGCUUGUGGAGGAAUGGGUGAGGUCUAGUUUGGAGAAGCUUAGGUCGUUGGGAAGCUGAACCAUUCGGAAGCUCGUCGUCCUCUUCGACGGUUGUAGGACGAAAUGGUUUGGAGGGUGGAUUUUUCUUCAAGUUAAAAAAAGGUGAGGUCUUUUGUAGUCUCGUCUUAAUUUACUCGAUCUUUUUGUCUUUUAAAUGCGCGAAGAUGCGAAAUAUUUCUUUAAACUGGGAAUUUGUGGAAGAAACGGGAGGGAUAUGUAAAUAGGUAAAUAUUUUAUAAAAUAAAAAAAACGUUUCCUCCUGUUAUGAUGCCUGUAAAGUUCUUAUUUUUUGUUCAACAUUUUGUCCCUUUGAUU
This is a messenger RNA of Phalaenopsis equestris, 1372 nucleotides long. RefSeq names its product probable transcription factor At3g04930. NCBI's taxonomy places the organism in Eukaryota, Viridiplantae, Streptophyta, Magnoliopsida, Asparagales, Orchidaceae. The record is from RefSeq and is a predicted model, not a curated record. The transcript has a single exon. Gene Ontology annotation, cellular component: nucleus. Bases 201 to 1076 code for a protein of 291 amino acids. Gene Ontology annotation, biological process: regulation of DNA-templated transcription.